GGGGGCAAAGAGGAAGCUCAGUGGAGCAUAGCCGGAAAGCAACUUGUGAUUUCAGAUAGCCUGCCAAAAUGAUUUCUUCAAAGCCCAGACUUGUGGUACCCUAUGGCCUCAAGACUCUACUCGAGGGACUUAGCAGAGCCAUUCUCAAAACCAACCCAUCAAACAUCACCCAGUUUGCUGCAGUUUAUUUUAAAGAACUUAUUUUAUAUAGAGAAGGAAACACUCCCAUGGAUGUAAAAGAACUGGUUAAGCAGUUUCACCAGAUUAAAGUUGAGAAGUGGUCAGAAGGAACGGUAGCAGAGAAGAAACAAGAAGUUGUGAAAGAACCAGAAAGACCAGCUUCAAUUUCUCCCGAACCUGUCAUUACACGGAUGGAAAAAUCUACAGACACCCAGGAGGAUAAUAUAACUGGACCACUAUUUAGCAGCAAAACCACCCAGUUUCCAUCAGUGCAUGCUGAACUCCUGAAGUCGGUGGAUGUCUCUGAAGUCUGUUCUGAUGCAUCUACCAAACCACCCACUCCUAAGGCUGCCACCCCGCCCCAGUCACCAGCAUCAGAAGCUGUCCCGCAAGAAUUUGCCUAUGUCCCAGCUGACCCAGCUCAGUUUGCUGCCCAGAUGUUAGGUAACAUUCCAUCUGUUCAUUCCGAGCAAUCUGACGUUUUAAUGGUGGAUGUGGCCACAAGUAUACCUGUUUUUUCUGAGGAGGUGCUGAGAGUAGAGGCUUCUGAAGACAAUGUGGUGCCUUGUCCCGUUGCGUAUUCUGGAGAGGUGGCAGAAAUACAGGCUGUGAGCCAAACAUCUGUCCAUGUACAUACAAGUCCUAGCCCCAAAGACCAUCAGCCCAAACGACCAACCAAGGCUUCCUCAACCCCCUUGCAGGAUGAACAAGAACCUCCUGCUUAUGACCAAGCUCCUGAGGUCCCUUUUCAGGCUGAUAUUGAGGUUACAUCAACCCUUCACAUAGCAUCUCUCUAUAAUGAUGUGCCUGUGACUGAAGGAGUGGCUUAUGUCGAGCAAAUGCCAGAACAAAUUGUUAUCCCUUUCACUGACCAAGUGGCUCACCUUAAAGAACCUGAGCAGUCACCACCAGCUACUCCACCUGUAGCAUCCAAGACAGCCUCGGGCAUGUCAGCCAAAGCUGUCGAGGCUGAACCACCUGUAGAGGUGGAGGACAAAAAGCGCAGGUCCUCAGUACACGUGGAGGCAGAAGGAACCAUUCUGCUCUCUGACUCCUCUUUGAAAGAGCUGCAAGAGGUGGCAGCACACACUCGGCACAGAGAGGGCUCUGUCCAGCCACAGGGGUCUCAGAAAUCCCUCAUCCUUGAGAUGAAGGUCAAUGCUGUAAUCCCCAACAGUACUGGGCAGGAUGAGAUCUGGGAAAACACUGCUUCCCUGGAGAUGGAGGUCCAACCCUUGCCCUCUGAGGGACCUGCCAAAGACGUGCCCUCAGGCACCUCUGUUAGGUCAUCUAGUGGGCCCCCUCAUCCUGCUCCCGAAGGUCUUACAGAACCAGACACCGAAGCAGAAGGGGACGCAGCACCCGAACAAGGUUUGGUGGAGCCAGCCAUAGCAGCAAGCGAAGCAGGACAACCACCACCAUAUUCUAACAUGUGGACCCUUUAUUGUCUAACUGAUAUGAAUCAACAAAGUCGCCCAUCGCCACCACCUGCGCCUGGGCCUUUCCCCAAAGCAGCCCUCUAUUUACCUAACCCCAAGGAUCCGCAGUUCCUGCAGCAUCCACCGAAAGUCACUUCUCCGGCUUACGUGAUGAUGGACGACAGCAAGAAGAGCAGUGCCCCGCCUUUUAUCCUAGUCGGCUCCAAUGUGCAGGAAGCACAGGAUUGGAAGCCUGUUCCGGGACAUGCCGUUGUUUCCCAGGCAGACGCCUUGAAGAGAUUUGCUGCAGUCCAAGUGCCCAUUGCUGUUCCCGCAGAGCAGAAAUUCCAGAAACAUAGCCCCAACCCCCAGAAUGCUAAUUUGCCUACGAGUGGACCAGAUGGCCCCCGACCACAAAGCCCAGUGUAUCUUUCUGUUGCUUUCCCAGUAGAAGAUGUAGCUAAAAAGAGUUCAGGAUCUGGUGACAAUCGUACUCCCUAUGGGAGUUACGGUAUUGCCGGGGAAAUUACCGUGACGACCGCCCAAGUGCGCAGAGCAGAAACAUAAAGCCGAUGCCGAAAAUGCCAACUGAGUCGACAUUCCAGGUGGAGUCUCCAGGCAAGCAUAAUAUUUCAAUAAACUUCAUGCAAGC
Messenger RNA from Echinops telfairi (small Madagascar hedgehog), 2250 nucleotides. It is a transcript of the gene CABYR, whose product is annotated as calcium binding tyrosine phosphorylation regulated. Gene Ontology annotation, molecular function: calcium ion binding. Gene Ontology annotation, cellular component: sperm fibrous sheath; cytoplasm. Gene Ontology annotation, biological process: sperm capacitation. Bases 69 to 2165 code for a protein of 698 amino acids. Lineage: Eukaryota; Metazoa; Chordata; Mammalia; Afrosoricida; Tenrecidae. The transcript is spliced from 6 exons. The record is from RefSeq and is a predicted model, not a curated record.